GCCCCCCCGGACUCACGAGUCCCUGCACCCCCUCCCCCUGCUCCACCCCUGAGUUCCGCGGGACACCAGAACGGUCAGGCGUGGCCAUGGCGUGCAGCCAGCUGUCCGUGCAGCUCAUGUCGUGGGCCCUCGGGGUCGGAGGAGUGGCCUACCUGUUCCACCAGCAGCGCCACCACACGCAGUACGGACGCUACCAGGCGGCGGGGACGGCGUUGCCGGCGCGCCUCGCGUGGUUCCUGCAGGAGCUGCCGUCUUUCCUCGUGCCCGUGCUGCUCCUGCUGGGCGCCGGCGGGGCGGACACCCUGCCCCUGCCCAACGCGCUGCUUCUUCUCAUGUUCUGCGGCCACUACUUCCAGAGGGGUCCUGCUGUUCGCGCUGGGCAUGGGGAUCAACAUCCACAGCGACAGCAUCCUGCGGGGUCUGCGACGCCCCGGAGACACCCACUACAGCAUCCCACAAGGGGGUCUGUUCGAGCUGGUGUCGGGCGCGAACUUCCUGGGCGAGAUCGUGGAGUGGAGCGGCUUCGCGCUGGCAUCAUGGUCGCUCCCCGCGGCGACCUUCUGCAUCUUCACCGUGUGCGCCAUCGGGCCUCGCGCCGUCCACCACCACAAAUUCUACCUCGAAAAGUUCAAGAACUACCCCAAGUCGCGUCGCGCGCUCAUCCCCUUCCUCCUGUGAGCCAGGAGCCAGGGGCUGAGAGCCAGGAGCCAUUGGAGGCGCGCGGUGCCAAUGACCGUGAUGUCAUCGUAGUUAAUUAUAAGAAGCACAGUCGUGCCUGCACCGACAUUGAUCGAACGAAUGAGCGAAUGACUGAAUGAAUGACUGGCUGACCGAUUGAGUGAUUGCAUUGGCAGACUCACUGACCCACUCGUUGACUGACUAAAUUACGAAUUGACAAGCUCGCUAUCCGAUUAAUGAAUUGCCUGACUGCUUGCCUGACAGGCAGCUCAAUGAAUCGCCUAUGGAGCGACUGGUUGUAUAGCCCACUGAUUGACGAUUUGACCUGACUGUUUUACUGGCUGGAUGACCUCAAUGAGGGACUCCUCAUUCACUAAUUGGUUGAAUCACUGUUUGACCCACGAGCUUACUUGAUGAUUGGCUGGCUACCUCAUCCACUUACUAAUUAACGGGAGACGUUUCAUUUAAACCGGAAGAACCCGAUGAGCUAUUUUCAUAUUCAGGUGACGAACGGGCUCACCGGAUACCUCGAUUUGAUUCACCGACCGAUUGGCUAGCCCACUGACCCACUAAUUGACCGACUGGCUAGCCCACUGACUCACUAACUGACUGACUGGCUAGCCCACUCACUCACUAAUUGACCGACUGACUGGUUAGCCCACUGACUCACUAACUGACCGACUGGAUAGCCCACUGACUCACCGACUGACUGGUUAGCCCACUGACGCACCGACUGACUGGUUAGCCCACUGACUCACUAACUCACCGACUGACUGGUUAGCCCACUGACUCACCAACUGACUGACUGGUUAGCCCACUGACUCACCAACUGACCGACUGGCUAGCCCACUGACUCACCGACUGACUGGAUAGCCCACUGACUCACUAAUUGACCAACUGGAUAGCCGACUGACUCACCGACUGACUGGUUAGCCCACUGACUCACUAACUGACCGACUGGCUAUCCCACUGACGCACCGACUGACUGGUUAGCCCACUGACUCACUAACUGACCAACUGGUUAGCCCACUGACUCACUAACUGACUGGUUAGCCCACUGACUCACUAAUUGACCUUCUGGCUAGCCCACUGACUCACCGACUGACUGGAUAGCCCACUGACUCACUAAUUGACCAACUGGAUAGCCCACUGACUCACCGACUGACUGGUUAGCCCACUGACUCACCAACUGACCGACUGACUAGCCCACUGACUCACUAACUGACCGACUGACUAGCCCACUGACUCACUAACUCACCGACUGACUGGUU
Molecule: messenger RNA, 1949 nt
Organism: Petromyzon marinus (sea lamprey)
Lineage: Eukaryota; Metazoa; Chordata; Hyperoartia; Petromyzontiformes; Petromyzontidae
Source: RefSeq, a predicted model, not a curated record